ACAGUGAUCAGAUACGUUGACGCUGUUUUUUUACGCGUUCAAAAAAAUUCCUCUCACAUCGUCCAAUCAUUUCAAUCUUUCAUAUGGUCACUAAUACUUUAAUUAUGAUGCUUAAUUAAUGUUUAGCUGUUCAUUUGUUACUUGUCUGGUAAGCUAGUAAACGGGUACGUCCUAGUCAUACAAAGUCUCCGCGCCUAGGAGAAUAGUCUCCAACCUUUUUAAUAUAUAUUCACGUCCAGUUUGCUUUUCUUUCUACUAAUAAAUACAGUAGACGUCAAAGAAGAAGACUGAUAUUUUAAUUCUCUCAUUUUCUCUUUCACAUUAUCAGUUCUAUAAUUAAAUAAACAAUAAAAGUUGAUGUUAUUCUUAGAGUUGACUUUGACUUACAAGAAGUUGGAGAUGGUCUUAACUUUCAGAUUGGCUAGCUGAUCUGGUUUUAAUCAAUUUUACUCAUAAACCCAAUGAAGGAAAAAAGUAAAAGAAAAAAAAACACAGAAGAAAUGAUAAGAAGUUGGAUAAUGCCUGUUUAUACCUCAUUAAACUCUCUCUUCCUGCUCGCCUUCUUCAUUACAUACCUGAGGGCUUCUGCACAAUUACAAGACCCGACUUAUGUCAGCCAACUAUGUACUAACAGAAUAUCAAGAAACACAACUUACUUUUUCAAUCUCCAAACCCUUUUGACCUCUCUUUCUUCCAACAGUGCUUUCUUCUCCAUGGGAUCACAAAGCCUCACAAAGGGUCAAAACGAUGACAUGGUAUUCGGACUCUAUCUCUGCAAAGGAGACCUCUCGCCUGAAGCUUGCGGUGACUGCGUCCUAUUUGCCACGAAAGAUGCUCCGACUCGAUGUCCAGGAGGGAAAGAAUUCUUGAUUCAGUAUGAUGAGUGCAUGCUUGGAUACUCUGACCGGAAUAUAUUCAGUGAUGCUGUAACCACAACUAGAAUAAUCACUUGGAACCCUCAAAAGAUUACAGAAGACCAAGACCUGUCCGACCGGUUCAACCAUGCAGUGGUUGCUCUGAUUAACAAGUCUGCAAAGGAAGCAGCUAAUAGCAGAACGAAGAAGUUUGCGGCUAACAAGACAAACUUCACUUCGUCCCGGACCAUUUACACUUCGGUUCAGUGCAAUCCUGAACUGUCAGGUGAAGAUUGUGUAACCUGUCUGCAAAGGUCCAUCAAGGAUUUUUAUUUCAACAGUGUUGGAGGAAGAGUUCUUGUCCCGAGUUGUAACUCACGGUACGAGCUCUAUCCGUUCUACAAUGAAACCUUUGUGACAAGUCUCUCUCCGCCGGUAAAUAGUCCUCCCCUGGUUUCAGGUCCUCCUUUGCCGCCUGGUAAAGGAAGAGAUUGGACGGUGAUAAUCUUGGCAAUUUGUGUGCCUUUCUCUGUCUUUGUUCUUUUUCUUGUGGCUGUUAUAAGCUACCGUGUAACAAAGAGAGUGAAGAAGACUUAUGAUACUACAGCUGCAGAUGAUGAAGGGGAGGACAUUACAACUGCAGGCUCACUGCAGUUUGAUUUUAAGGUUAUUGAAGCUGCGACAGAUAAGUUUUUGAUAAGUAACAAACUUGGUCAAGGUGGGUUUGGAAAAGUCUACAAGGGGACACUUCCUAAUGGGCUACAAGUUGCCGUGAAGAGACUUUCAAAAACAUCAGGACAAGGCGAGAAAGAGUUCAAGAAUGAGGUCGUUCUUGUGGAAAAGCUUCAGCACAGAAACCUAGUCAAGCUUCUUGGGUUUUGUUUGGAGAGAGAAGAGAAGAUACUUGUCUACGAGUUUGUGUCUAACAAAAGUCUUGACUAUUUCCUGUUUGACUCAAGUAAGCAGAGCCAGCUGGAUUGGAAUACACGGUACAAGAUUAUAGGAGGAAUAGCUAGAGGGAUUCUAUAUCUCCAUCAAGAUUCACGACUCACAAUCAUACAUCGUGACCUUAAAGCGGGCAACAUCCUCUUGGAUGCUGAUAUGAAUCCAAAAGUUGCAGAUUUUGGAAUGGCUAGAAUAUUUGAAAUGGACCAAACCGAAGCCAAUACGAGAAGAGUAGUUGGAACCUAUGGUUACAUGUCUCCCGAGUAUGCCAUGUACGGCCAGUUCUCAAUGAAAUCAGAUGUUUAUAGCUUCGGAGUCUUAGUUCUUGAGAUUAUAAGCGGAAGGAAGAACAGCAGCCUCUAUCAGAUGGAUGGUAGUGUUUGCAACUUGGUUACAUAUACCUGGAGGCUAUGGAGCAAGGGGUCUCCAUUAGAUCUCGUGGAUAUGUCUUUUGGAAAUAACUAUCAAAGAAACGAAAUAAGGAGAUGCAUCCAUAUCGCUUUAUUAUGUGUCCAAGAAGACACUGGAGAUCGUCCAACCAUGGCAGAGAUAGUUCAAAUGCUUACUACUAGCUCUAUCUCCCUUGCAGUGCCUAGACCACCUGGACUUUUCUUUAAGAGUAAUCAGGAACAAACAGGUCCAUCAAUGGAUAAGUCUGUUCUCUGUUCCAUUGAUGAUGCACCGAUUACUUCUGUAACUCCUCGUUAAAGACAAGCUCGUUUUAUAAACCAAAAAUCAUGUCAGCCCCAAAAUUUACUGUUUUUGGGUUCAUUUCAGAAUAUAGGUGAACGUUACUUCCUUUGGUGUCACGUUUAUGAUUUAUAAGCCAUGAAUCUUUGAUGAGGAUGAAAAAAUCCUGGAGGAAUCCCUCCAAUUAUAUUGUAUAUUACUGUCUAGUUCACCUGGUCCCUCAUUUUGAAUGGUUUGUUGCGUUGACUCGUGGGAUGACUUUUCUUGAGUCAACCGUAGGUUGUUGCAAUUAUUUGGAGGAACAAAACAAAAAUGAUUCCAUGAGGAACACAACCCAAGUCGUGAAAUCUCGAGAAAGAUUGGAUUGAAAGAAUAUGUUGUGUGGUUACUUAACAAGAUGGAUCAAAAGAUGAGCUAAUAGCAAACACCACCGAAGUUCAAACAUGUAAAAAGUGCUAAUUUUAUCUGUGAAUCCGACUUUUGGCACGGAUCCAACAACCUUAUCCGUAACGAAGUAUGUCAUAGUCUAGCUACGGUUAACUGUAUUAAUUUCAACUCAAUCAAAGACUCUUAAACCAACCAAACAUUGAACUGGAGACUUGGGAGAGGCCGCGUGCAAACGCAGGCUUCCAAUGCCACAAAUAAUGACGCAGGCUCUCCCACUUGGGGAGACCUUAAGCUAAGCACCCUUCCAUUAUGUGCAAUGGAAGUCACUAGCUUAGGCAACUCUUCUUCAUGAUCAAGACGGCCCCGUACAGGUAAGUAUCUUUCAAAAUCGACCAUCUUCUUGUUUUAUACUACGCUAAAUAUGAGUGUCUUAUAGUUACGCUUCCGAUGCGGGAUGUACGCUUGAAGUCAUUAUUUAUCUUCAAGUCAGGGUUUCGUUGUUUUGUUUCAUUCCUCAACUGAAGAAGACCUUCCUCAGUGGCUAAUAUAUGACCCAAAUAUACAUCUAUCUAUCUAUCUAUAUAUAUAAAAGAAGCUUUAGAUCUCUCCCAGAUGGUCCACGUAGACGGACACGUCAUCUAUUCGGUCGACAUCGUGACGACACCUGUCCCGCUUUACAAAAUGCAGCGUUUUAUUUAUUCUGAUUUAUAUUUUGUUUGGGCUUUAGAUUGCAAACGGGUUUUAGAUGAAGCUUUAAAAAAACCAUCUCCAAAAUAGUUUAGUCCUGUCUCUAAACGUGUCGUUUUUGAUUUCAAUGGUUGAACCGUUAUUCUUCUCCGCCGUCGGGAUGUAGGCUCUAAGUCUAGGGUUUCGAUUCAUCUUCUUCCUCAGACCCUGAUUUUAAUCAGUUUCACCUUCGUCUUCUUAAAGGCCUCCUUGAUUCAAUCAUACACGAUCUACAUUUAUUUCUGCUUCUCUCGUGGAAAUCUCAGUAUAAAAAGGUUACCAUUCCUCUUCUCGAAAUCAUCCUACCAACCUAUUCAAACAUAUAUAUCCUUUUAUUUUCUGGAAAAUGGCUAGCUCUAAUUUAAGUAUCCUCCAUCUCUUCUUUCUAAUUAACUACUCUACGUACAUGACUUUUGUCAAUUUCGUAUAGGAAGGACCAAGAAAAACAAAGCAACGACAAUUAACCAAAUCUGGGUAUAUUCUCAUCAUCUUCUUUUCAGUUUCUAUAUAUUUUGUAUUUUUGCUUAGAUGUUAGUGAUUAGAGUUCACUGCUGUAUAUUUAGAUAAGCACUGCAAAUGGAUCAAGAAGAAACAGAGGCACUCCAGAACUGCAUGAAACUAUAUGUACCUUUCUUACGGGUUUUGAUUGUUGUAAGCUUUCAUCUUUUGAUGUUCUGUAGUGGAUCAUAUCUUUAAUUUUGGAUAGGCUUUGGUGUUAAUUGUUAAAUUGUUUGUUUCUAACAUUGUCUCUCUUCCGAGAUUUGUCCUCUUCUCUUUUUCCUGAGUUACAGUGAUUUUGCAAUUAAUCUGGUUAAUGUUUAGCGAAAAGCUUUUGUUCUAUUUGAGACCGUUAGGAUUUAUUUCUUAGAGUCACAGAAAACCACUGCUCUACUUUGUCUUCUUCGCCUGUGACCUUUUAACUUUUAAACUUCGUAGGAGUUCGUCGCGUUGGAGCAUCUCAGAGUCACAGAUCGUUGUUUGAUUAUAUCUACUGCUGUCAGGCCGCGAGUAUGUGGAGCUUGCAGUGUCAUGACACUUAGCUUCUCAGUUUUUCACACUUAGUUUCAAAAAGAAAAAAAAAAGAAGAUUGUGUUUAGCGGUUCAAAUGAAGUCUCGACUUCUCGGAUGAGUUGAUAAGAAAGAUGGAGCUUAGAAGCCUCCGUAGUUACUGAGCCUGCUGUUAGUAGACGACCAUAUUGUUGGGGAAUUGUCCCGAGUGUAUGCACUGCAAUGAUUUUAUAUAUGUUAGAUUUUUAUAGGAACAUGCUCAUUAGCAUGAAAAUAAUGAGAAGGUGACAAAUAUAAAUUCAAGUGUAAAUUCCGGUAGAAAAUAUAUUAUAUUAUCUCCACUGAAGAAAUCAAAUAAUAUCAUAUUAUUGGUGGAAGUUAUGUAAAUUUGUUUUGUUUA
Molecule: messenger RNA, 5010 nt
Organism: Brassica rapa (field mustard)
Lineage: Eukaryota; Viridiplantae; Streptophyta; Magnoliopsida; Brassicales; Brassicaceae
Product: cysteine-rich receptor-like protein kinase 5
Biological process (GO): defense response to bacterium; protein phosphorylation
Cellular component (GO): plasma membrane
Molecular function (GO): ATP binding; protein serine/threonine kinase activity
Source: RefSeq, a predicted model, not a curated record